CCAGAAUUAGUAUAGACUAUAUACUGUGUAAUGUACGAAACAGCUGAUCACCGAGGAUAGUAAAAAAGAAAAUCUAUAUUAUAAUUGGAAGACUAUUAAAAAGUAGGUUAAAAAAAGGUCAUUCGAAAAAGACAAUACUGUUACGCGAAUAUUUUACAUCAAGAUUUAUUUGUGGAGCUAUAUAGAAUUACGAAAGUGUGAGUUCUCUGGUAUAACAGAUGUUUGUUGUGAGAAAUGUCACAAAUUGAUAUUCAGGAUUUAUUUGAUAAAAGCAGGUUUUCCAGUAGUUGGUAUCGUAUACCUUUAAUAUUAUAUAUACCAGUGGGUAUAAUACUUGUAUUAGUACGACUUUUCAUCACUCUACAGCUUUGGCUUCUUGCAUCAUUAUUACCAGAUUGCAACACACUUCGUAUAUAUUUACAUCAUUGUCUUAGUUUUGCAUUUGGUAUUGUCGUCAAAGUAGAUCCAGAAGGGGAGUCUAGAGACAAACAGUCAAGAAUUAUAAUUGCUAAUAAUGUGUCAGUUUUGGAUCAUUUCGCUUUGCAUCGAGCGAUGCAAACAUUAAUGCCUAGUGUAUGGGAAAUACCUACUGCUCUCAGUUAUGCAUUGGGAUUGCAAGAAAUGAAUAUGAGUAGUAAAGAAUCUCUAAUUGCAAAUAUAAAACAAUGUCUUUCGACAUCUCACUGUAAUAUUGCAUUACAACCUGAAUUUGGUACAACUAACAGCCGCAUUGCUUUAUUGAAAUUCAACUCAUGGCCCUUUAGUAUAGAAACUUCUGUUCAACCUGUUGCUAUUAAGGCAACAAGGCCCGCAAUUACAUCUGUACAAAUUACAUCAUUGGCAUCUACAUGGUGGACAGAUGUUUUUUGGUUUAUGUAUGUUCCAUAUACAGUUUUUACUUUAAAGUAUUUGAAAAUUAAAAGAAAUACAGAUCAUGAAUUAUUAACGAGAGAAGUAGAGAAGGAUAUAGCAAAUGCUCUAGGACUUAAUGUGAGUUCUCAUACUGUAUCAGACAAAGCAGAAUUUGAAAAGCGUUGCAUCAUGGAAAAAGCACACACCAGAAUACUUCCUGCAAGAGGAUCACAAAAUACAACAGGAAUGCAUAAUAUAGAAAUACAAAGAAUGGCAAGACAGGUCAGUGAAGUGCUUCCAUUCGUUCCACAUAAUGUGAUAUUACGCGAUCUUUUAAAAACCAGGAAUGUUGAUAUCACUAUAGCCAAUAUUCUUGAUGGAAUAGUUGCUUAUACUCCUGAAUCUAAUUCUCAGACAACUACAUCUGUAGCAUCUGCGAGCAAAAUACAAACAAGUGUAACAAAAGAUAAUAAUUGUUUUGGUACAAUUUCAUUCCAAGAAAGGAAAGCUCAAAUGAUCAGAGAAGCUAGGGAAAGGUAUAUUCAAAAACAUGGACUGAAAAAUUGCUGACAGUCUUAUUCUUCU
Vespa crabro (European hornet) is the source of this 1437-nucleotide messenger RNA. Its product is annotated as lipid droplet-regulating VLDL assembly factor AUP1 homolog. Gene Ontology annotation, cellular component: membrane. Lineage: Eukaryota; Metazoa; Arthropoda; Insecta; Hymenoptera; Vespidae. Bases 235 to 1422 code for a protein of 395 amino acids. The transcript is spliced from 3 exons. The record is from RefSeq and is a predicted model, not a curated record. Gene Ontology annotation, molecular function: ubiquitin binding.